This is a messenger RNA of Durusdinium trenchii, 1009 nucleotides long. The record is from the annotation of a GenBank genome assembly. Lineage: Eukaryota; Dinophyceae; Suessiales; Symbiodiniaceae.
GCACUGCCCGAAAACCAAGUCUGAGCGUUGAUAUAUGAGACAAGCCUUAAGAUGUGCUGACAGCAACAUAGAGAGGAUCGCAUAUCAAGAGCACUACCAAUUUCCAGGACAUGGCAUUGUGCAAGUAGCCAAGGGAGCCCAGAUCUCGUGGAAGCCGAGAAAAGUGCGGCAGUCCAUGAGGACAGUGACCUGGUCAUGAAAGCGGUCAUGCGAAGUAUCUCUCUCACUGAUCCCUUUACGUUGCAGCUGAUCGAGUCACCUGUACGAGGGCGAGACUGUGAGCAUGUCGAGGCCUUCGACAAGCGAAGCUUUCUGGAUUUCAAUGACUUGAUGGAGCAGAACCGCUGGUGCAGAUUAACGAAGAGAUGGAAGUGUCCUUUCUGUGACAGGCACAUCCGCACCAAAGACCUGGUAACGGCGGCUGAUGUACAGGAAGUGUUGGACGAGGCUAAGCUCACCCACUCAGAUGCGACCUUCGCUGUGCUGCAUCCGGACGGGCGCCUGUCACUGCCGUCUUCCAAGUCGCUGCAACCUGCGGAGCCCGCAGCUGUCGACAGCGACGAGGAGACUUGCCCACAGCACCAAGAGCACGAAGAGCCCAGGGCACAGGUGGCACAGCCCGCGGAAAAAAGAAGUUGUGCACCUGAGACUGCGGGGAACGCAAGGCGCUCUGAAGGUGAUGUCCGCUCGAGGACCUCCAAACGCGGCUUGGAAAGAGCAUCCAACACUCCAAGGGGAAAGGCGUCCAAGAAAGAGAAGAAAAUCAAGAAAGCGGCCUUAGCUGCCGCCAAGGCAGCUUGGGAGCGACAGAACGAGAAGCAGGGCAGUAUCCUCUCAUAUUGCUCGAAUGCGAAGACUGGCGACCUCGCUCAGACGCUGGUGUGACAGGUGAAUGGAAGCAUUCACGGGGACCUGUCAGGGCGUUGCUGCACAGCAGGCCUUGGGAAGGAGGGCAGUGCUGGCGGUGCUGUGAGCGGGUGACAUGAGGGAGAGUCUGCAAAAGACAAAA